CAUCCAAUAGAAAAGUUCAUCUGAACGGGACGCUCCGGCGGGGUGGGCUCUGUGGCACGUUGCGGUUCGGGUCCAGGUGUGCCAUGAAGACAGUGCGCUGAAAUUUCUCAUUCCGCCUCAAAAGCCCUCCCCGGUUCAUGUCCUGUCAAUCGACUUUUCUCUCCAUCCACCUCCAUCCAUCUGAGUCAGUCUGCUGACUGCCAUGGCUUCCACUGCUUUAUUGCUGCUGGCUCUCUCCUCCUUCCCCUCCCUCACAGUGGCAGUUUUGUUUGGUGAGCCCAGAAUAUACGGUGAGGAUGCUACUGGUUACGGCCCCAUAUUUGAAGAGGAGCCUGUGGAUGUGGUUUACAUCGAAGACUCACCUGAUGGGAGAAUCUCCAUGAACUGCAGAGCACGUGCUAACCCCCCAGCUACAUACAGGUGGCGUCGGGAUAACUGGGAAAUCAAGCUCAAGGAGCAGCCGGAUGAACACUACAGCCUGGUGGGGGGGAAUUUGGUAAUCACCAAUCCAAUCCAGAAGAAACAUGCUGGGACGUACGUCUGUGUGGCCAGGAAUAUUUACGGCACCGUUAUCAGCAAAGAGGCCAGAGUCAAGUUUGGAUUUCUGGGUGAGUUUCCUGAUGAAGAGAGAGAGCCAGUUUAUGUCAAAGAAGGACAGGGAGCAGUUCUGUUGUGUGUACCUCCAAAAGCCUGGCCACAGGAGGUUACCUACCGCUGGAUCUACAAUGAGUUCCCAGUGUUCCUGAACACAGACCGUCGUAGGUUUGUCUCCCAGAAGACUGGGAACCUCUACAUUGCCAAGGUGGAAGCUCAGGAUGCGGGAAACUACUCUUGCUUUGUUUCUAGUCCCGUCUUAGGAAAGAGUGUUUUCUCCAAAUUCAUCCCUCUCAUCCCCUUACCCCCUGACGAUGGUGAGGAGAGAAAAUACCCAGCAGACAUCAGGGUGAAGUUCCCAGAUACGACUGCCAUGCUGGCCUCUAAUAUUACAUUAGAAUGCUUUGCUCUUGGAAAUCCCAUCCCACAUAUUGUAUGGAGGAAGGUUGAUGCUACAGACCUC
This is a messenger RNA of Haplochromis burtoni (Burton's mouthbrooder), 1057 nucleotides long. RefSeq names its product contactin-1a. The annotation marks the transcript as partial. The record is from RefSeq and is a predicted model, not a curated record. Gene Ontology annotation, biological process: brain development; cell-cell adhesion. Lineage: Eukaryota; Metazoa; Chordata; Actinopteri; Cichliformes; Cichlidae. Gene Ontology annotation, molecular function: cell-cell adhesion mediator activity. The transcript has 9 exons.